GAAAACAAAAAUAAAAAAAUUGACUGCAAUUUGGCCAGAAAAGUACAAGAGUUCCCAUCUCAAGAAAUUACAGACUGAAGAAAAAAAUGUCAACCCGGAAACUCGCUGCAAAGUUGUCUAAAUUCCUCCCUGCCGGUGCAAUGGGUGGUUCGAGCACUAGAGAGUUUGUCACGGCUGCAAGACCCCUUCAGUGCAAGAAGUCCGAAGAGAGUGCUGACAGCGUGAAAGAAGCUGCAGAGUCAGUUAAAGAUGCGGCUGAAUCUAUUUCUAAAAGUGUGAAAACAAUGUCUGAUAAAGUGAGUGAAACAGCUGAUGUCGUCAAAGAGAAAGCAGCAGAAUUGUUCUCAUUGGGAGCAGCCAAAAUUGCCACAGAGUUUGUCAAGAAAAAAAAUGAGAUGAAAAAAGAAGGCAACAAGAACAAAAAAUGAAGCCAACCUAGAAUUGCUGCAUUUCCUUAAUUUCCUCAGAUUUUGACCAUUUUAAUUGCAAGAAAUAACAAGACUAAGUUAAGCCUAAAGUUGUUAGUGACACGUCAAUAUAUGAAAUAUUGAGAACAAUGUAUAUGUUUGUAAUGGCUUUACUGUUCUUUGUAUGCUUCUCUUAGUGCACUUUUGUUGAGAUGUGGACAACUACUACGUUCUAGUUAAAUCAAUAUAAUCUCAUGAUUUGCCUUC
This is a messenger RNA of Theobroma cacao (cacao), 674 nucleotides long. RefSeq lists its product as uncharacterized. Lineage: Eukaryota; Viridiplantae; Streptophyta; Magnoliopsida; Malvales; Malvaceae. The record is from RefSeq and is a predicted model, not a curated record.